AUGGGAGGAAAAGUGGCUGCCAGGGAGUCGAGUUAUAACAACGCUUCAGCAGUCGCUAGAAAUCCCCUCCUCAGCUCUGUUAAACUUAUUUACUACAAGAUAUUUGCUAAGAUGUACUCGGUAAUGGGAGCCAAAUCUAAACUUGUGUUUGUCAACUCAUCUUGGACCAAGGGACACAUAGACGAUAUUUGGCAGAUUCCUGACAGGACUACACUUCUUUACCCACCUUGCAAUACUGAGAACUUCCUUAAAAUUUCGGGACCUAGAUCUAAGAGGAUUGUGUCGGUUGCCCAGUUUCGGCCAGAGAAAGAUCAUAAAUUGCAGAUCGAAUCAUUUGCGAUGUUCGUGGAAAAAACUGGACGAAGAGAUGUAACGUUAACCCUAGUGGGUGGGGUAAGAAACCAGGGAGAUAGAGAUAGAGUAGAAUCUCUGAAGCAACUUUCUGAAACCCUUAAAGUAGACGAACUGGUUGAGUUUAAAGUCAGUAUCCCCUACUCCGAGCUGUACCAGAUCUUAUCCGACUCUCUGAUGGGUCUCCACACCAUGUGGAACGAACACUUUGGUAUUGGAGUGGUGGAGUUCAUGGCAGCCGGUAUCAUUCCCAUAGCACACAACAGCGGGGGUCCUAAGUUGGAUAUAGUGGUACCAGGGACAGGCUUCUUAGCAGCCACUGCUGAGGAAUACAGUGAUCACGUGAUAAGAGUUCUGGAGAUGACAGAUGAAGAAUUGGAGGGCAUAAGGGAAAGAGGACGGGAGCAUGUGAUGGGCACCUUCUCUGAUGAGGCCUUCUCGACUGUCUUUAUUGAGAAGUGUGUGAACGAGUUGGAUAUGGAUCUUAGAUGGAUUGAAGAGUUUGAUGCAGAGGACGAAGAGAGGUUGGAAGAGUUUUCAGAUUGA
Bolinopsis microptera is the source of this 897-nucleotide messenger RNA. RefSeq names its product GDP-Man:Man(3)GlcNAc(2)-PP-Dol alpha-1,2-mannosyltransferase-like. Gene Ontology annotation, cellular component: endoplasmic reticulum membrane. Bases 1 to 897 code for a protein of 298 amino acids. The transcript has 2 exons. Gene Ontology annotation, molecular function: GDP-Man:Man(3)GlcNAc(2)-PP-Dol alpha-1,2-mannosyltransferase activity. The record is from RefSeq and is a predicted model, not a curated record. NCBI's taxonomy places the organism in Eukaryota, Metazoa, Ctenophora, Tentaculata, Lobata, Bolinopsidae. Gene Ontology annotation, biological process: protein N-linked glycosylation.